CUUUGCUCCCAUCCGCCUGCCACCGUUUCCUCCACGACAGCCGUCCACCCCGCGACCCGUCAACCCGCCAGCCAUGUUCUUCUCCGAGAACUUGUUUACCAAGAAGGGGCCGCUGGCAAAGGUCUGGCUGGCCGCCGUCUGGGAGCGGAAGCUGAGCAAAUCGCAGUUCAUCCAGACAAACAUCCAGUCAUCCGUCUCGGCCAUCGUCGGCGGUGAUGGCCAGGCUCCCAUGGCUCUGCGUCUAUCGGGCCAACUGCUUCUCGGUGUCGUCCGUGUCUACUCACGCAAGACCCGGUAUCUCCUCGAAGACUGCAACGAGGCCAUGAUGAAGAUCAAGAUGGCCUUCCGUCCUGGAAUCGUCGACAUGCCUGAGGAGCAAGAUAUGGCCCCGGCCAACACCAUCAGCAUCGCUACCAACAUGACUGAGCUUGAUAUCGCUCUGGAAAACGAUCGCCUGGAUCUGUUCAUCCAAAACCUGAGGGCCCAGUCGUCCGGAGCCCUCCCAUCAACAGCCCAAACGAUCUCGCGCAGAGAUGACAUCACCAUCACCCAGUCACGUCGCCUGAGUCAGAGCUUCGAGGACCAGCACGACAUUUUUGCCCAGGCGGCCGGAGGUGACCUCAACAAUAACGAAGAGAGCUUCCUGAACUUUGACCUCGACUUUGGUCUCGACGACGGUGAUAAGACCUUUGACCGCGGCAACAUCUCGGCCGAUGUCCUGGACUUUGGCGAGGACAGCCGCUUCACCACCUCCAUUGAAGUGGGACGAGACGCCCCCGCCGUCGCCGACCGGCCCUUUUCCCCUGGUCGGCCUGGGAAGAUCCUUGAUUUCAAUGCCGAGAAUCCGGCCGAGAACCCUGCCGAGGCCUCCAACAUCGACCUUGACUUUGGCGACGGCUUCAUGGAUAUGGACGUCCCUGGCGCCGAAGCACCUCACGACCAGCCCUUCCCAGGAGACGCAUCACAUCUCGAGCAACUGCCGGAGCAUGAGGCUGGCGGUGAUUUGUUUGUGUUGGAUCCCAUGGAUCUUGACAGCCGGGUCGAGGACUCGACGAUCCUUGGCGCUCCUUCAGAGGCUGGCCAGCCAGAGAGACGAGCUCGUCAGGCUCCCAAGCGACGCAAGAUUGGCAAUGACGACCGAACACAGAUCCCGAACGCCGACAUGCGGAACGCCCUUAACGACACGUCGGACAUUGUCCUUCAGGAACACUAUGCUCCGGGCUCGAGAACCAUGUCUCGGCUGAUGCAGACACGCAGGCUGGGCAUGGGCUACUUCCAGGACAUCAACUCACCACUUGAGCUCCCUCCCGAGCUCGAUGGACUGUUUGGCCGUCAUGCGAGCCAGUCCGCCAUCCGCCCGGUGUUCCUGCAAGCCAGUGUCCUGGGCAAGCGCAAAGCCGACGCCGAUGCACUCGACGUGGAAGCUGCCCGACGGCUUUCUCGUGCCCCCGAGCUGCCUGACGAUCUGCUACCCCAACCCGAGGAGCCCUUGGCUGCAAAGGAAGGCGAUGCCUCUGUGUCCAUUGCUCCCUUGGGCGAGUUUGAACAGGAAUAUCAGGGGGAUUUCGCUGACUUUGACCAGCCAUAUGGCGGCGAUAUGCCCGGCGAUAUCUUGCCAGAGGAGUCGCUCCACCAGCUGGAACCAGCCACAGAGGCCGGGCCCCUGUUGGAGGGUGCACCGGUGCUCCCUGACGAUCCCGAAUACGACGAGGCGCUUGAUGAAAUCAACGAGAGCACCGGUCUGAGCAAGUCGACCGUCAAAACAAUCACCCUGAUGCAAAGCGAGUUUGAGAACGACCACGACAAGGAGAUCCAGUUCAACACCUUGGCAGCACAGACUCGCCGCAGCGAAACUGUGCGUCUCUUCUUUGAACUCCUCGUUCUCAAGACCAAGGAUAUGAUCAACGUCAGCCAGCCCGAGCCGUUCGGCAACAUCGCCAUCACAGCAAAGAGCGCACUCUUCGAGUAAAGCGUGCCCUCCUCUCGUCCAUUCGCUCUUUGAGUCAAGCGAUCUCCGUCUGCUCUUCGACAUGCGACGCCUUACUCCCGCUUCUGCACUUGCCGUGCCGUGCCGUCCCGCUCAGCGCUCCCCAUAUGUGCGUGUGGAUUCCUCUACGGCACUGCCCUCUACCCGUCCCGCCUCCAUCUCCGCCAUCGAGUUCUCGCCGGCGACCCUGUGCCGCUGUCGCUAUGCAGGCUUGCCGCUCAUCUCGCACUCGGCACCUGGGCAGGUUCGAGCAUGCGGAACAGCGUCAAUACCAAUG
Polychytrium aggregatum is the source of this 2264-nucleotide messenger RNA. Its product is annotated as Rec8 like protein-domain-containing protein. Lineage: Eukaryota; Fungi; Chytridiomycota; Chytridiomycetes; Polychytriales. The transcript has 10 exons. Bases 74 to 1969 code for a protein of 631 amino acids. Gene Ontology annotation, cellular component: synaptonemal complex; cohesin complex. The record is from RefSeq and is a predicted model, not a curated record. Gene Ontology annotation, molecular function: chromatin binding; protein binding. Gene Ontology annotation, biological process: replication-born double-strand break repair via sister chromatid exchange; mitotic sister chromatid cohesion; synaptonemal complex assembly.